Molecule: messenger RNA, 2427 nt
Organism: Lipotes vexillifer (Yangtze River dolphin)
Lineage: Eukaryota; Metazoa; Chordata; Mammalia; Artiodactyla; Lipotidae
Gene: HJURP
Product: Holliday junction recognition protein
Exons: 10
Biological process (GO): CENP-A containing chromatin assembly
Cellular component (GO): chromosome, centromeric region; nucleus
Molecular function (GO): histone binding
Source: RefSeq, a predicted model, not a curated record
CCGCGCGCCAUGGAGGGCGAGGUCCUGGGAGAGGAUGCUCUGCUGCGGAAGCUCAGGGACAGCCGCCGCCGUUUCCAGAGGCGCAUGCAGCAGCUGAUAGAGAAGUACAACCAGCCCUUCGAGGACGCCCCGGUGGUGCAGAUGUCCACGCUGACCUACGAGACGCCCCAGGGAUUGCGAAUCUGGGGAGGAAGAUUAAUAAAGGAAAGAAAUACGGGACAAAUCCAGGGCUCCCCGGUGAAGACGGAAGACAGGACAAAUGGACCCCUGCAAGUCCCAGCUGGAGGUCACGAGCUUCCCUUGCCCUGCACACAAGUUGAGGAUUCAGUAAGCAGUGAUACUGAGACAACGUUAUUCCAAGAAGAUGUGGUUGCUGGUAACUUGAUGCCUGCAGCGCCCUGGAGCCCAUUGGAAAAUGAGCUAAGGAGGAAAUACUUGACACAAGUGGAUAUCCUGCUGCAGGAUGAAGGGCGUUUGGAGUGUGCCAGUUACGGAGAGGGGAAGGACACCCGUGUGACCCUGGUCCCUUCAUUGGCCUCGCCCGCCAGGCCUGCCCAAGGAUGCUACGGUGGCAACUCUGAAGAGAGCCCCGGUGGCCCAUUUCAGCCAACUUCAUUGCCCAGAGAGGGUGAUGCUUUGUGCUCUAGCUCAGCAGGCCUGGCCCUGGUGCCGAGGGGUGAUGGCAUCUCCUUACAGGGAGGGACCAGUGGCAGCAGCUUCUCAAGCAGCCCAUGCUCUGAGGCUGAGGACAUCUGCAACGCGACACUCAGCGAUCUGUACGCGGGCAUGCUGCACUCCAUGAGCUGCCUGCUGGGUGUGAGGCCCUCCUGCGUCAUCUCCACCAAGACGUUCAUCCGCCAGAAUUGGAGCUCCAAGCGGAGGCAGAGGUGUAAGAGCAGAAUGGAUAGAACGGGCUGCAGAGGAGGCGGGCGCUCUCGGAGGAGCCCCCGGGAGGGACGGCCACCCGGCUCCGAACCUGCGAAGGACGUGGCAGUGUUAAGAGAUUGCGAGAACGUACUCGAUGUUUCUGGCCAUAAGACGGGUUUAAACUUGCGAAGGGCUUUUCUUGAAGUAAACCAACCCCAGAUCCACGCAUUCACUUCACAUUGGAAGGAGCUUCCGAGAACGCCUCAGAAGCAUCAUUCUUCGUUGACUUACUUAGACUCCAAUGCAGUGUAUCAUCUUGAUCAGGAAAAUAGAUUCAUGACAUUAAAGUGGUUGAUUUCUCCUGUAAAAAUAGGUUCUAGACCCAGAGUACUGCCGGGCGAGGGAGGGAAUCGUUAUAGGGAGAUCGAAAUCAGAUUUGACAAGCUUCAUCAGGAAUAUUGCUCGAAUCUUAGGAAACAGCCCUGCCUGACUUACCUUCCCGGCUCCUCGGCUGUGGAUGUGUACAGAGGUGGUCCAGCAAGCCCUGGGAGCCCCCAGGGCAUAGAAGCCCACAGGCCAAGUAGCCCUCUCCGCAGAGCAAAAGCCAAGAGGUUGAGUGAGGCUUUUGAAAGCCUGGGCAAAGGAUCUAUCAGAGAGGGUAGCUGCUUACCAAAGAGUGACUCCUUCCCUUCGCUUUCAAAGACCAACUCCACAUGUAGCCCGGGCCGCUCGGAGCAGACCUCUGACCUUGCUUGCCAAGGAAAUGAUCCGGGAGGAUUUAGGAAGUCGGUAUCACUCAACAAAGCCAUUUCAGUACCCAGGGUACAACCUCCAGGCUGUGCCAGGGAUCGUUACGAUGACAUUAAAGAAAAAUUUGACAAGCUUCAUCGAAAGUAUUGCCAAAAAUCGCUUCAGCAGAUGCAGGUGCCUUCAUGUACCAGAGCAUCUCCAGAUAAAGCAAGUGUGGGAGUUCAGUAUCAAAAAGAAGACUUCUCAGGAAAAUUCCAUCCAGACUCUGGCUCCCAGGGCCCCCCAAACUUGUCAUCAUCACCCCAGCAGAACAUUAAAAGUCCCCUCGGCUCAAGCACAAUUAGGGCCCCUCCAUCUACAGGUUUUGCUCUCGAUGCCAGCUGGGGCCAUCAAGUCCCCACAAAACGACGCCGGUUAUCAGACCCUCAGGUGUGCAGACGGUGGGCUGGACCCUGGGAUUUCUCACCUGUGGGCAGAGCCAUCCCAAGGCCUGGGGAAGAGGCUGGCUCUGUAUAGGCCACCUGGGAAGAGAAGGUACGUUUCUGUCUGUCGAAUGUGGGCGUUUUGCAACAGGAUCCAGGAAAGAAAAACACAGCUUUCAGGAUGGAAGAGAAAAGUGAUUUCGUGUUAGAAAACCUCAAAGCUGAAAAUCUAUUAGCGGGGCCCCUGGAAGCAGAGUCCAGACAGCAGCUGGGCUCCUCUGGUUACCCCAGCACAGUGCCUGGCAAUGGACACACCAUCCGCAUGGGUGGAACUGUGGAACUGAAACGUGGUGAAGACACAAAGGGGGCUCCAGAUCCUCUGGGCUGA